AUGGUGGUCAAAUCCGUUGCGCUCAGCUUGCUCUUGUCGCGACUCUGUGCGGCUUCCGGACCGUUUCUCCAGACGUUGAACGGUAGCUGGGUCAUCGGCAACGACCUGUGGAACGUUACCCAAGGCGUUGUAUACGGCAAGCCAGCGUACUACAAGGGCCAGGAGAUUACCGGCGAAGCAGAGGGACACUACACUGGCUACAAUGGCGAAAACAACCUUAACUUUACGUCGGCCGAGAUAGUGACGCAAGGAGAGGACUUCAUCGACGUGAGCUUUAGCGCCGCACAGGGUGACUUACAUUGGGUCAUCCUCGACGACCUGGCCGGCGCAUAUCAGUACUUCGUGAACCGCGCCUUACCCGUCCUCGGCGAAUACAGGACGCUCUGGCGUCUCGACAACGAAACCUUCACCAACGGCCGUACCAACAUCAAGGACGGGCCCCUUCCACCGUUCUCCCUCUACCAGAACGCUACAAAGGUGCAGGACGAGACAUGGCAGCUAGCCAAUGGCUCUUAUCUCACUAAGUACGACUGGAGUGACUUCAUUCGCGGAAUCGACUUCUACGGCGUUUAUGGCGAUGGGUUCGGUAGCUGGUACAUUCGUGGGUCGGGAGAGGACUAUAUUGGUGGCAAUCAGCUCAAGCAGGAGCUUACUGUACACUGUGAAUCUCUCACUGGAGACGCCGUGCAACUCAACAUGGUUCACGGGACUCACUUCCAAGCCACGUCCGCCGACGUCUUCCCCGCCGGCAAGAUCUUCGGCCCGUGGCUUUGGUACCUGAACGACGGCUCCAAGGAGGAUGCUGCCGCACGUCAAAAGCAAGAGCUCGACGCGUGGCCCUAUUCGUGGCUCAACGAUACGGCCUACCAAUCUCGCGCGGAAGUCGUAACGGGCAAGCUUGUCCUCUCCGAUGGACGCCCUGCUGCCGGCGCGGCUGUCUUCCUCGGCGAGAAUAACUCGAACAAGACCACGCUCGACCAAGGCUCGCUGUAUAACUACGUCGCCUCCGCCGACGAGUUUGGCGCGUUCAACUUCACCAAAGUCCGCGCCGGAACCUACGGCCUAUAUGCGUGGUCUAAUGGCGGAGAGAUACUCGGCAACGUUACGACCACAUUUGUUCGCAACGACGUGGAAAUUGCCGCCGAGCCUACCGUCACGCUCGAGGACUUGGGCGCUUGGGAGGUUCCCACGGGUCGCGAGCAGAUCUUCCAGAUCGGCGUCGUCGACCGCACAACGCUCGGAUUUAACCUCGGUGGACACCCCUACCAACACGCUCUCGUCGAUACGGUCCCAGCCAACCUGACUUUCACCGUCGGCCAAUCCGAUCCCGCGUCCGACUGGUACUACGCGCAAUCCGCCAUCGGCAGUUGGGACAUCGUGUUCGACCUCGCCGCGGACGCAGUCGAGCAGAACAGGUCGGCGCUGCUGACUAUUGCUCUUGCUGGCUUCAGUCAAGGUAGCAGCGCUGGGAUCUACGUCAACGGCGAGACGAGAGUGGGCAACUUAACGAGCGCCAGCAUUCUCAAUGAUCCCAGUCUCUAUAGGAGCUCGACGAUCGCAGGAGAGUGGCAUCUUUUCGAGUUUGAUGUUGAUGCGGGCGCGCUGACGGAGGGGACGAAUACCGUGAGCUUCGUGGUGGAGCAGCACACGCAAUGGAGAGGGUGGUUGUGGGAUAGUGUCAUCUUGGAGUGGGUAUGA
Messenger RNA from Peniophora sp. CBMAI 1063, 1698 nucleotides. The record is from the annotation of a GenBank genome assembly. NCBI's taxonomy places the organism in Eukaryota, Fungi, Basidiomycota, Agaricomycetes, Russulales, Peniophoraceae.